Molecule: messenger RNA, 309 nt
Organism: Saxophila tyrrhenica
Lineage: Eukaryota; Fungi; Ascomycota; Dothideomycetes; Mycosphaerellales; Extremaceae
Exons: 1
Coding region: 1-309 (102 amino acids)
Source: RefSeq, a predicted model, not a curated record
AUGAUCUCGGAAGUGCUACGCCAUCUGGUUGACUGGAAUGGGCAGGUUGCAGUGAUGACAUUCGGGCUCUCUUCCUGGAACAUCAUCUGGAUCAUUGGCACCGAGCUUAUCCACUCGAUGGUCUUCUUUGGAGCCCACGUGAGGUCGGAGUGGUUGGUGGGGCACAUCGCCUUCGGUGUUCCUGUCGCGGAGAAUGGGGUUCGUUUGCAUCUCGUCGAUGUGCAAGCCGACCCAUUUCUCCGCGAGACGCGCAAGCUGUACGCCGCUUGGGCAGGGGAUCGUAGCGAAGGCGCCAGUCGCGGUACGUAA